This is a messenger RNA of Amorphotheca resinae ATCC 22711, 2709 nucleotides long. RefSeq lists its product as hypothetical. The record is from RefSeq and is a predicted model, not a curated record. Gene Ontology annotation, cellular component: small-subunit processome; 90S preribosome; t-UTP complex. Gene Ontology annotation, biological process: maturation of SSU-rRNA from tricistronic rRNA transcript (SSU-rRNA, 5.8S rRNA, LSU-rRNA). The transcript has 2 exons. Gene Ontology annotation, molecular function: RNA binding; protein binding. The coding region runs from base 1 to 2709 and encodes 902 amino acids. Lineage: Eukaryota; Fungi; Ascomycota; Leotiomycetes; Helotiales; Amorphothecaceae.
AUGGAUAUCCACCGCUGUCGAUUCGUGCCUUACCCGCCAUCUACAAUUAAUGUGCUAGCGUUCUCUCACUCCCACAUUUCCAAGGAUCAGAAAACGGCUCCUCCGAGACUCGCUGUAGGACGAGCGAACGGCGACAUCGAAAUCUGGAACCCGCAAAACGGAUCAUGGUUUCAAGAGACGAUCAUUCGAGGGGGACAGGAUCGCAGCAUUGAUGGCCUUGUUUGGACACAGGAUCCAACGGAGCAAGAUGCACACGGCAGAACGAUCAUUGGGAAAUCACGACUUUUCAGCAUUGGAUACACGACAACUGUCACAGAGUGGGAUUUGGAGAAUGGCCGGCCAUUACGGCAAGCAAGUGGCAAUCAUGGAGAUAUAUGGUGCCUAGCCGCACAGCCAUUGCUUUCACACUCCCAGAAGGAGCUAAACGGCACAUCAACUGGACACUGGGAGGGGCAGAGUCUCAUAGCUGGUUGCACGGAUGGCGCUCUCGUGUUAUACUCGACAAAAGACGAAGACCUCCAAUUGCAACGGAUACUUGUUAGACCUUCUGCGAAGAAGGCUAAGAUCAUCAGUGUCACUUUCCAAGAUCGCAAUGUUGUCAUUGCCGGCUGCACAGAUAGCACAAUUCGUGUAUACGACAUACGCAACGGCUCAAAUUUGAGGACCAUGUCACUCGGCGCUGGGUCAAAGGGAGGACCAAAAGAGAUUAUAGUAUGGUCUGUCAAAGUUUUGCAGAAUGGGAAUAUUGUCUCUGGUGACUCGACUGGUGAGCUGCGGAUCUGGGAUGGCAAGACAUACACUUUGAUGCAACGGGUAAAGGGCCACAAGCAAGAUAUUUUGAGUCUCGCGACAAGCUUUGACGGCUCCACGAUUGUAAGCGGUGGUAUGGAUAGACGAACGGUGGUGUACAAGCGGGUUGGAAAAGGAAAAGGUCGAUGGGCAGAAGUCGGGCACCGACGGUAUCACAGCCAUGAUGUCAAAACAAUGGCAAGUCUGGAGUACAAGGGAAUGAGUGUUGUGGUAUCUGGAGGUCCCGAUGCCUCACCGACUGUCUUGCCCCUUCGCCAGUUCGGAAUGGAGAACCAACGAGAGCUACCCUUUUUCCCCCAAGAGCCUCCCCUUCGAAGUGCACCGUCAAAACGACUCGUUAUGUGUUUUUGGGAUCGCGAGAUCCAUGUUUGGCGUCUGAAUAAACCAGGACUCGAGUCAGAUCAGAACCGGAAAUUGGUUGCUAAAAUCCUGAUCAAAGGGGAAGCAAAUAUCACAUCUGCAGCUUUGAGCGCUGAUGGUAGUUUGAUUGCUGCUUCAACAACAACGGAUAUCAAAUUGUUUCAGCUCAAGUCACGGAAUGCCGAAGAGGGCGAUGCUCUUAGGGUUACAAAGGUCAUGGUUCCAAGCAGCUUUUCCUCCGGAGCAAGGCUUGUUCAAUUCUCACCAGACGCAAAGUGGCUUUGUAUAAUCCGCCCCGAUUCUCGAAUCGUGGUUGUACGUCUCAUUAACUCCACGUCAUCAGCCACAAUCCAUCCCCAAUUCUCCAGACUCUCGCGAAUAAACCGCCAGGUCGAGAAGCAUGUCUUGCUAGGCGGUCUUGGAUCUUACGAUAGAACUAUCACUCAAGCUGCCUUUUCGUCUGAAGGUAGAAUCCUAGCGGUGAGCGACUUGGCAGGUCACAUUGACACAUUUGUCCUCUCUGGACAGGAAGAUCUUAGUCAAGCGCCACCUGCUCUCGUUGAUGAGGCCUCUUCAUCCUCAGAUUCUUCUGAUGGUGAGGAUUCUGGUUCAGAGGAUGAAGGAGCUAAAACACAAUUAAUAUUUGGCCAGCAGUGGAAACACAACCCCACGGCCUCUUUGCUUCCCAAACUCCACUCUGCACCAACGAUCCUCUCGUUCCGACCCUCCACAGCACAGUUGACUAAUGGUUUGACGAAAAGUCCUAUCGCUACUCGGCACAAUCCAAAUCCCGUCUCUCACGAGUUUCAAACUGGUGAGGACAGAUUACUUGUCGUUACAGCCACAAAUGAGAUUUUCGAAUUCGAAGUCCUGAAGGGGGGCUUAAGUCCCUGGUCGCGCGUCAACCCAAUCACGAGUUUCCCAGAAGAAUUCCGGAAAAUUCGUGAUCUAGCACGAGGCUGUAUUUGGGAUGUCAGCGGGGCGAAAGAGAGAGUGUGGCUCUAUGGCGCCGGCUGGUUAUGGAUGUUUGAUCUCUCGCGAGACUUCCCCCAAACGAUGGACACGAAUGUAGAGAUGAAUGGGACCGUUAGUGGGAAAAAGAGGAAGAGAAAUCACGGAAGAGAGAACACUUCAGGUGCAGGCUCCACUAUUCCGGAUAGGGAGCUUGGGACAGGUAUUUCGAGGAAGAUGCAGAGAAUCAUUCAUGAAGAGGUCGAUGAGAUGGAGGAUAUUCCUUUCCACGAUAAAGAUGCUAUGCAUGUCGAUUCAGAUGCUGAUGAAGAUCAGAGUUCGACGUUGGAGCGAUUACGGCGUGGAAAUGAAGCGGAAGUGGCCAGGAAAGGAGUGGAGGACAGCAGUACAGGGCGACAGUGGUGGCGCACAUUCAAAUACAGGCCAAUCCUCGGGAUUUGCGUUGUUGGUGAGCAAGGCGGUAGUAAUACAGGACCGGAAGUAGCUCUUGUUGAGAGGCCGAUCUGGGAGGCUGAUUUGGGACCCAGGUAUUUUGGGGACCAAGAGUGGGAGAAAGGUAGUUUGUAA